AUGAAUAAUUCUAGUCCACUAAUCGCAAACCUCCUAGAAACAAGUCCCUAUUUGAACAUAUAUGACAACACCAGAACAAUAUCCGUACAACAAAUUCCUAAUGUGAUUUAUAGUAAUAUAGACACUGCGAUCGGUAUCAAAAAUGGGUAUAGUGAUGUUCUAAAUGGAUCCAAUGAAUUCCUAUCAGGGGACAAAUCGUUGAAGAAUUCAAUUGAUGUGUUAUUGCAUCCUUAUAUAAAGCUUUUUAAGGACAAAAAAUGUGUAACAACCUCAAGCUGUUCAGGAAGAAUUGUUAUUCUGGCUAAGAAUUUAAGUGCUGGUGCUAAAAAAUGCGAAACCCUUUUUUUGAAAGUAUCCCACUCGCACGUAAAUUUGCACUGUGUCUUAUUGUGGAUACAAUCAGUUACUAAUGGAAGUCCAUUUUAUUCUAAACAAACUUAUAAGUUAUCACCGGAAGUUGAGAUUCUGCUGAAAUAUGAACCCUUUGUCAUUCACGUGGAGUUUCCCAAUUUUGACCAAGCUGUCGCAAUUUUGGAGGUAGCCAAGGAAUUUGGAUUGAAGCAAUCCGGUUUGAUUUCCGCCAGAAAGCGGUACAUUCUAGCAAUCAGAGGAUCCCAAAAUUUUGAGGCUCCAAUUGCUAGGUACAGCUCAAAUGGCAUUGAUUGGCUUAUCACCGAAGAUACUUUAAACUACUAUCUGAAAGUGUGCAACAGGAAGCAUACAGAUAAUUUAGGAGAUAUGGUUGGAUUUUACUGGAAAUUGUACUACAGUACUCACAAUUACUACACUUACUAUGCUAGUUUGAACCCUUUAAUUGAUGUACGAGAGUUAAACGGGUAUAAAUACAUGAAACGCUGGGGCUCAUCAUCGUGCAUAAUCGGGGAUUCAGUUUAUGUGUUCGGUGGGUUUACAGCUGGUUCUAAUCCCCCCAUACUAAGCAUUUAUUCAAUUAAAAGAAAUGUGUGGGCUUAUGUUUAUCAGAACUAUACCAUUAAGAGCAUUUUUAGCUGCAUUCUACCUAUUGCGGAUGGAAAUAUAGCUGUAGUCAUGGGCAGAUCCAGUCCAAUAGAUCCGAGUGAUGAAGUCCACAUCAUAGACAUAUCGGCCAAUUAUCAGUUGACUAGGGCUGAACCAAUAACAACCGAACCUGCCCCCAGAUUUAGACAUUCAAUAGCACCAAUCAAAGGCAACACAUUUUACAUGUAUGGAGGUAUAACUCACGGUUAUAACUUUCUAGGAGAUUUGUGGAAGGGGACUAUUUGUAAGAGCGAUGGGCAUUAUACUAUUUUUUGGAGUCAAUUGGUUGAUUGUCCAAUGGCACUUGCCUCUUCCACAAUAACUUAUUAUUAUGGCACCGUUUAUGUUAUAGGUGGAAUGAAUGCAAAGUGCUGGUGUAAUUUUAUGGAUAAAAUUUGGGCUUUUAACCCUGCUAAUUGUGCGUGGAACUUCAUAAAUGUUGGUGGUGACAAAUUUCCCAAUAAUAGGGCUUCGCACUCUUCAGUGCAAAUUGGCAAUUCUGUAAUAGUCAUGGGUGGUAUAUCCACUAAUGAAAGCAGUUAUGGAAUGAUGCUGUUCGAUAUAUGGAGGUUGGAUUUAGAUGAGUUGAAAUGGUAUUACUUGGGAGAUGUUCCACACAAUAACACAAUAGUAAAAUCGUCCAUAGUAUAUGAUACUACGCGUGAAUUGUUAUAUCUGAUAGGAGGUGGAAUUGUUUGCUUCACAUUCGGAUCCGUGUUCCAACGGCCACUAUCACUGCGAUUGCAAUUUCCCAAUUCUUUAAGCGGAAGUUACCUGGAAAUUCUAGACUCUAGUGUUGUGAAACGGUGUAAAAACUUUUGCCAAGAAAUGGGCUGGUAUGACAAGAAGCGCAAGAUUAUAAAUCGCAACGGUCUAUUCCUGAUCCCAAUAAAUCUGCAUGACAUGCACACAAACUCUCAUCCUGGUGCUAAUCUCCGAACAAAUAAUUCAGCUAUCCAAUGUAUAAUUGAAUACUUGGCACAAUAUAAUAUCGACGCUCAUAAGCUAAUUGGUAAUUUGAAGCUUACAAAGUAUGAACGUUUAGGGCAUAUACUAUUAUUUAAUGACGAUUUAACGAUGUUUAACAGAUCACUAGUGGAUAAUGGAUUGGACCAAUCAUUACUGGAGCCCAUGUAUGAACAAGUAGCGCAUGUUAUUGAUAAGAGGAUUGGAGGCAUCAAAGCAAUAGGAGUAAAAGGUGUUAUACAAGGAGAAAUGAGGAAGCCCAAUAUUAAAAUGUUAUACGGUGAUCCAAUUACUCAAAUCGUCGAAAAUGGCAUCAAAUACGUAUUAGACGUGACAAAGUGUAUGUUUUCAGCGGGGAAUGUCAAUGAGAGGGUCCGUAUACCCACUAAAUACAUGUCUAAUGAUCGGGUUGAACUUGUGGUCGAUAUGUUUUGUGGCAUUGGUUACUUUUCAUUGCCAAUACUUGCAAUGAACUCAUCGUGUAAGUUGGUGGUCACUGAUAUCAAUGAAGAAGCUUUGGGGUUUUUCAGGAAAGGGCUAAAAGCUAACUCGGUAGAUCCUUCUAGGGUUGAUAUAUUACCAGGGAAUUGCAGAAAUUUGUGUAAUUCUAAAUACGUUGGUACUGUCAAUAGAGUGUUGUUGGGUCUGCUCCCUGAUAGUUCAAUUGGCUGGGAAACUGCAAUUAUUUUAUCCCACAAAAAAAGCUCUUGCAUGUUACACAUUCACACAGUGUCCGCUGCACUAGAACCUAUAACCAAAUUACAAUUUACAGCAAUGUCAACUGAUGUAAAUUACUCAACGCAACAAAAUGAUAAGAGGACUUACAUUGAUGAAUUGUUAUAUAAAAUGUAUGAAAUGGUCCGGGAGUGCGUCGCCAAAGGGAUUGGGACUCACAAACAGAUUGCACUGGUUGAUAUAGUUAGGGUUAAAAGAUACUCACCCUAUCAAUUCCAUUACGUAAUCGAUCUCAUUCUUACCCCCACAACUGGUGCUAUUCAGUGA
Babesia microti strain RI is the source of this 2985-nucleotide messenger RNA. Its product is annotated as Methyltransferase TYW3. Gene Ontology annotation, molecular function: tRNA methyltransferase activity; protein binding. Lineage: Eukaryota; Apicomplexa; Aconoidasida; Piroplasmida; Babesiidae. Gene Ontology annotation, biological process: tRNA methylation. Gene Ontology annotation, cellular component: cytoplasm. The transcript is spliced from 2 exons. The record is from RefSeq and is a predicted model, not a curated record. Bases 1 to 2985 code for a protein of 994 amino acids.